Lactuca saligna is the source of this 432-nucleotide messenger RNA. Lineage: Eukaryota; Viridiplantae; Streptophyta; Magnoliopsida; Asterales; Asteraceae. The record is from the annotation of a GenBank genome assembly.
AUGGCAAUGGUUUCUGCUGUUCAGGAAGCCCAGAAAGAUAAUCUCAUAAACUUUAGUGACUACAUGAUGACAGUGUUAGAGGAUGACUGGCAAAAGGAAAAAAGGGACUUUCUUCACAGCUUGAGCCGCAUCUCCAGUUUAGCAAGGACCAAUGUAACUGAUUCAAGCAUUGGGGCUAACCGAUCAGGGCCAAUAUUAUCUCUAUUUUCUAGUCCUCACAUUUCAUCUGGUCCUUCUAACAUGGAGCUUUUGGCAAUAGUUGAUAAAAAGGCUGCAACAUAUGUCCAGGUUGUGAGAAAACUCAAUGAUGCAAGAAAACGUAGUUUAGAAUAUAAAGUUGCAGCCUUUUUUGUAGAAGAUUGCUCUUUCAAGCAUUUUGUCGAUCACUUGGAGUGCAUAUAUGCUCUCUUUUUUCUGACCCAUUUACUUUAA